AUGGCGGUUGCUAAGAGUGCAGUGAUUUUCGUCUUUACAAUGGCUCUCUGGGGCGUUUCCAUGGCGGCUAUACACUGGGUCGGAGGCUUCGCUGGAUGGACCACCGUCACUGCAGGCUCCCCACUUGAUUACAGAAUCUGGGCUUCAACCAGGAACUUCCAUGUUGGCGAUGUUAUUGUUUUCAGGUACAACAAUAAGUUCAAUAACGUGGUCCGUGUGACUCACCAGAACUUCAAGUCAUGCAACGCAACAUCUCCAAUUGCAGUCUACUCAUCAGGUGCCGACACCAUCAACCUCACAAGACCCGGCCACUUGUACUUCAUUUGUAGUAUCCCAGGCCACUGUCUGGCCGGCCAAAAGGUUAACAUUGAGGUCACACUAGCCAUGGAACACCUUCCAUCUUCGGCUUCCGCCGUUUAUCAAUUACCACAAUCAGCGUCCGUGUCUGAUGAAGCCUUGGCGCCCAGUCCAGAAAGCUUGGAACCGAUCCCUGGCCCAACUCAGGGCAGUGCUCCCGCUCUCAGAUCGCUCAACUUCUGGUUGUAUCUUGUUGUGCUUGCAUUUGGGUUUGGUGUUACUGGCAUUGGCACUUACAGCCUGGUUGAGUUUCAUGUUUAA
This is a messenger RNA of Gossypium arboreum, 618 nucleotides long. RefSeq names its product mavicyanin-like. Lineage: Eukaryota; Viridiplantae; Streptophyta; Magnoliopsida; Malvales; Malvaceae. The record is from RefSeq and is a predicted model, not a curated record. The transcript is spliced from 2 exons. Gene Ontology annotation, molecular function: electron transfer activity. The coding region runs from base 1 to 618 and encodes 205 amino acids. Gene Ontology annotation, cellular component: plasma membrane.